This is a messenger RNA of Trichechus manatus latirostris (Florida manatee), 3857 nucleotides long. RefSeq names its product RecQ like helicase 4 (gene RECQL4). Gene Ontology annotation, molecular function: nucleic acid binding; 3'-5' DNA helicase activity; ATP binding. Gene Ontology annotation, biological process: telomere maintenance; double-strand break repair via homologous recombination; DNA replication. Bases 1 to 3753 code for a protein of 1250 amino acids. The record is from RefSeq and is a predicted model, not a curated record. Lineage: Eukaryota; Metazoa; Chordata; Mammalia; Sirenia; Trichechidae. The transcript is spliced from 21 exons. Gene Ontology annotation, cellular component: nucleus; cytoplasm; chromosome.
AUGGAGCGGCUGCGGGACCUGCGGGCUCGGCUGCAGGCGUGGGAGUGCGCGUUUCGGCGACAGCGCGGGCGAAGACCGGGCCAAGCAGACGUGGCCGCGGCGUCCGAGGAGACCCAGGCGCUCUACCGCGAGUACCGAGCGCUGAAGCAGGUCUUGGGCCAGGCAGGCGGCGACCGGUACCGCAGCCCUGAGCAAUCUGCUCUCGCGGCGAACCAGGAGCCAGAGCCCAGCUGCUGGGGGCCUCACCUGAAUCGGGCUGCUACGCAGACUCCACACCCUACCCCAGAGCCCAGACCCCGGGGUUCCAUGCAGGACUACGGGAAGAGGCUUAAGGCCAAUCUAAAGAACACCCUGCAGGCUGAGCCAGCCCUGGGCCGCGUACCUCGGGCUCCACGAAGACCCUUGUCUGAGACACCUGCCCUGGGGCCACCAGACACAGGGGCCGCUCCCUCCUCUCCAGGACUCUGCCAGGCACCCACCCAGCGCACUGGGCCCCAGCCGAGGCCAGGCCGGCUCAAGCAUCUGCAGUCAUCCCUGAGCCUGCGGCUGGGCUCCCUGGACCCUGGCUGGCUGCAGCGAUGUCAUGAUGGGGUCCCAGAUUUGCUGGGGGUUCCCGAGGCCUGCAGGCCUGGCCUGGGGGCAGAGGAGCUGUGCGGCCCUGGAGGAGGGUCACAGCCCCUGACCUCAGGUAUGCUGGCUGCCCCUGGCACCUGCUGUGGUUCUGAAGCUCCAGUGCUGCAGGGAGCAAGUGAUACUGAAGGGAGCCUCCAGCCCAGCAAGAAGCAGAGACGGAGUGGGGACACCGAGGGGGCCCCUUCACAGGCCCAGUGGGACGGCAGCCACGUGGGACCCCGGCCUAAGGAUGUUGGGGCCACAGAGCCUGAGAAAGACCUGCUGGGGGAGCCUGUGCAGGAGCAGUCACCUCGGCCCCACAGUGGCCCCACCGCACCCAGGCCCAUCAUCCCAGAAGGGGGCAAUUACGUAAGGCUCAACCUGAAGAAGAAACGCUACGUGCGGGGCCCAGCCCUGCGGGGCACUCGACUCCGCAAGCAGGUGUGGAGGCAGAAGUGGCAGAAGAAAGGGGAGUGUUUUGGGGGUGGUCGGCCCAAAGCCACAUUCAAGAAUUCCUGUUUCCGCUGUGGGCAGCUUGGCCAUUGGGCCUCCCAGUGCCCCCAACCAGGUGGGUUCCACCCGGAGGACAGGUCAGGCUUGGAGGGGCACCGUGUUCUUUAUGAGGGGAGAGACUUUUGGUCUAAGCAGCAAGCCCUACCUGCCUCCCACCCUGGCCCAGAGCCUGCCCCAGCACAGGAGGAGUACGCCCGAGACGAGGAGGGCACACGGCCCCUGCCCACACUGGAGGGAGUGGCCCAGAAGACAGGUGGUGCCCACUGCAAACUCCCUGCACAUGAGGACGCUGGACCUGCCAGGCCCAGGCUGCUGGGGACCUCAGAGUCCCACCCACCCAACGUGGUGUCCCCGCUCUACCCACCAGGACCUUCGGGUCAAGUGGCAGAAACCCCGCCUGAGGUGUUCCAGGCUCUGGGGCAGCUGGGGCACCGAGCCUUCCGCCCUGGGCAGGAGCAGGCUGUUAUGCGGAUCUUGUCAGGCAUCUCCACGCUGUUGGUGCUGCCCACGGGCGCCGGCAAGUCCUUGUGUUACCAGCUCCCGGCGCUGCUCUACGCCCAGCACAGCCCCUGCUUCACGAUAGUCAUCUCCCCGCUCCUGGCACUCAUGGACGACCAGGUAUCAGGCCUCCCUCCAGGUCUGAAGGUCACCUGUCUCCACUCGGGCAUGAACAGGAAGCAGCGGGAGGGCGUCCUACGGAAGGUUCGGGCAGCCCAGGUCCAUGUGCUGAUGCUGUCACCUGAGGCGCUGGUGGGGGCUGGAGCGGGGGGCUCUGCCCGCCUGCCCCCAGCCUCUCAGCUGCCGCCAGUGGCCUUCGCCUGCAUCGACGAGGUGCACUGCCUCUCGCAGUGGUCUCACAACUUCCGGCCCUGCUACCUGCGCGUGUGCAAAGUGCUACGGGAACACCUGGGUGUGCGCUGCUUCCUGGGCCUUACAGCCACCGCCCCACGCAGCACCGCCCUCGACGUGGCCCGGCAUCUGGGUGUGGCCGAAGGGCCAGGCCCCGGCAGGCUCCCGGCCACCAUCCCCGCCAACCUGCACCUCUCUGUAUCCAUGGACAGAGACCCUGAGAAGGCCCUGGUCACACUGUUGCAAGGGGAACGGUUCUGCGGCCUGGACUCCAUCAUCAUCUACUGCAACCGGAGGGAGGACACGGAACGCGUCGCCGCCCUCCUCCGCACCUGCCUGCGCGAGACCCCAGGCCCCGGAGGUGGCGCCCUCCAGGCUCUGGCCGAAGCGUAUCACGCUGGCUUGUGCGGCCGGGAGCGGCAACGGGUGCAGCGGGCCUUCAUGUGCGGCCGGCUGCGCGUGGUGGUGGCCACGGUGGCCUUCGGUAUGGGGCUGGACCGGCCGGACGUGCGGGCCGUGCUGCACCUGGGGCUGCCCCCAAGCUUCGAGAGCUACGUGCAGGCCGUGGGCCGGGCGGGGCGCGACGGGCGGCCUGCCCACUGCCACCUCUUCCUGCGGCCCCAGGGUGAGGACCUGCAGGAACUGCGCAGACACGUGCACGCCAACGCCGUGGACUUCCUUGCCGUGAAGAAGCUGGUGCAGAGCGUGUUCCUCCCCUGCUCCUGUGCCUGCCCGUCCCUGGAGGGCGGUGGGAGUGGAGAGCGGCAGGCUGGGAUCCCACAAGAGACUGGGCGGCACAGCAGCCAGGACACAGCCCCUGCGCCAGGGAGAGCCUGCCUGGGCCACACAAGGGCCCUCCUUGUGCAGCCGACAGAGCAGGCCCUGGACAUGCCCCAGGAGGCCAUCGAGACCCUGCUGUGCUACCUGGAGCUGCAUCCACAGCGCUGGCUGGAGCUGCUGGUGCCCACCUACGCCCGCUGCCACCUACACUGCCCCGGGGGCACUGCUCAGCUCGGCGCCCUGGCCCUCGGGUGUCCCCCUCUGGCAGCAUGCCUGGCCCGGCAGCCACCCGAAGACACAGGUGACGGCAGCAGCUCCGUGGAGUUCGAUGUGGUCCAGCUGGCCGACUCCAUGGGCUGGGAGCUGGCCCCCGUGCGGCGGGCCCUGCGCCAACUGAAGUGGGACCAAAGUCCCGGGGCAGGGGCGCCGCAGGGCACGGGGGUGCUCGUGGAGUUCAGGGAGCUGGCCUUCCAGCUGCGCUGCCCCAGGGACCCGACCGCCGAGGAGAAGGACCAGCUCUGCGAGUUCCUGCACAGCCGCGUGCAGGCACGAGAGCGGGAGGCCCUGGCCCACCUGCGCCGCACCUUCCGGGCCUUCCACAGCGUGGCCUUCCUCAGCUGCGGGCCCUGCCUGGAUCAGCCCGACGAGGAGCGCAGCACCCGGCUCAAGGCCCUGCUCAGGGGCUACUUUGAGGGAGAAGAGGAGGAGACACUGAGGCCAGAGAACAUGGACGACAAAGAGAGCCCAGAGCCCGGGCAGGCCAGACUCCAGGACUGGGAGGACCAGAUCCGCCGAGACAUCCGCCAGCUCCUGGCCCUGCGGCCAGAGGAGAAGUUCUCAGGCAGGGCUGUGGCCCGCAUCUUUCACGGCAUUGGAAGCCCCUGCUAUCCAGCCCAGGUGUACGGGCGGGACAGGCGCUUCUGGAGGAGGUACCUACACGUGAGCUUCCAUGCCCUGAUGCGCCUGGCCACAGAGGAGCUGCUGCUGCGGGGCCGCUGACCGCCUGCUGCACUCAGGCACCCAUGGGGGUAGUGGCGGCCGGGGCGGCGACUGACCACCCUGGGCAAAGCCCACCAGCAGAGGUGUGGGGGCAGGGGCCCUGA